Drosophila grimshawi is the source of this 873-nucleotide messenger RNA. RefSeq names its product allergen Tab y 5.0101. Lineage: Eukaryota; Metazoa; Arthropoda; Insecta; Diptera; Drosophilidae. The coding region runs from base 142 to 840 and encodes 232 amino acids. The transcript is spliced from 3 exons. The record is from RefSeq and is a predicted model, not a curated record.
GCCUUAAGCAUUAUUAAGAACUUAUUAAUUUUGCAGCUGAUUUUUUUGCAUUGCCUGGCGAGAGAUUCGGGAGUAGAAAGCGUCUAUUGCAAAACCCCUCACUGCGGCUUAAGGAAUUUAGCGUGCGGGAAUAAAAAAAAUAUGAGCAGUUCGUGUAUGCCUGGCGCUAAAAUGAUAUCCUUAGCUCCCCAUAAAACGCACCUAUUGCAUUUAAUUAACAAAUUUCGUAAUAAAGCUGCCGCUGGCUAUACACGCACCUUGUUUCCUGCCGGACGUAUGGCACGGAUGGUGUGGUCCGCAGAGCUGGAAAACUUUGCGCAAAUGUACAUUAAGAAAUGUGCAAGUGAUUUGAGACCCUGCAUGGCCUCAUCACAGUUUACGGUCAUUGGCAGUAUCUACGAUGGGCUGAGCUACACGGGGAAGCCGAACUUACACAAGGUUACUGAAAUCACAGAUGAGCUGCUGAACGGUUGGUUUGAAGAUGCACGGUUUGUGACGAGACAAUUGCUGUUGCAUUUGACAACCGAUUUUCGUAGACCAACUGUGCGUCUAUCCGUAUUACUAAUGGCGGAUCGCAAUACACAUGUGGGCUGCAGUGCAAUGAGAUUUGCAAGUGGCUUUGUCAACAACUUUCACAUGGCCUGCGCCUUCGCUACUGACAAUAUGCGAAAUAAACCCAUUUAUAAGAUUCAUGCCGUGCCAGGUAGAUUGUGUAAGAAACGCGAUGAUACUUACCGGAAUUUGUGCGCCAUCGGUGAAAAAUAUAAUAAUCGCCACAAGUAUCAGGUUGGUGAGGUGCUCCCAACCUCGGUUGAGGUCUUAGCUGGGUCAACUCUGUGAACGGUUAAAUUCAAUAAAAUAUAUUUUCACAUA